AUGAAGCAGAAUACAACUGAUGAUAUGAGCCAUACUGCUACGCCGAUAUGUAUUGAAAACGACGGAUACGUUACUCCAGCAGAUAAAACACCGAGCUCUGUAGGCGUGGCUCCGACAGCCCCAAGUGUCAAGCCGUUUACAAUUGUAAAACGAACUGUUCUCUGGAAAGACCCCGAGACGGUUGAGCUGACAUGCUACGCUCCUGAAGUUGCUGAGGCCAGUAAGGCCGGGCACUUCGUCACAGUCAAAGCCUAUGCUCCCUCCGAAAGACUUCCGAUCCCUAUCAGCGACUGUGAUCCCGUUAAGAAGACCAUCACGUUCAUUUGUUCAUCCAUAACGCAUGCAACAAGCAAGAUAGUAUCCUUUGCUGAAGGUCAGAGUCUGUCAUCAAUUACUGGGCCCUUAGGUCAUGCGGCUGAUAUUACAGCAAAGAUGGGCCACGUAGCAGUAGUUGCAGAAGGGGCUGGGCUUGGUCCUGUUCAGCUAUACGCUAGGUCAAUCCAUCAGCUGCCCGGUAACAGCGUAUCUGCUUUUAUCGGUGCUCCGUCAAAGGACCAGCUCGUUGGAGAAAACAAGCUUGCAGAAACAGUCGAUGCUCUUUCAGUGGUGAUUGCUGAUGAAAUCCCUCCAGAAAAGAAGGAAAAGGGACUUGUAGGGGUAUUCGAAGAUUUUCUUCAAGAAACUCUGAAGACUCCUCAGAAGUAUGUACCUGUGGACCUUGUCUACGUGAUGGGACCUUAUCCAUUGCUUCGUAAGAUUUCUGAACUCACUAGGGAUUACGGCAUUCGCACUAUCGGUCUUCUCAGCACCGUUACAGUCGAUGGGUCCAUGCUUCUCGGGACUUUCCGGGUAGAAUUGUAUAACGAGCUCCCGUAUCUCACGAGCAUUUAUGAUAAAUAUGCUCUUCGUAAGGAACACGUCCCUUCCCAUAUUCCAUGCAUUAAUUUGGAUGAGUUUGUCAGAAGCAAUAUUAAUCCCAGCUUUUCCAAAGGUAAGAUUAGCACUAGCUAUGUCUUUGUCGACGGUCCAGAAGUUGACGCUCAUCGUAUUUCUUGGGAGAAGUUUAGACUUGGGACAAGUAUUUAUUCGUCUACAACAUCUUCAGCUGGUAAUGCACACAAGAAGGGUCCAUCUGUACGUUCAGUAAAGCCUGCUCCCACACAGACACCAAUGCCUAUGCAGCAUCCUAAAGUUCGCUGUCAUAACUGGGCCGAAAUAUCUCUAGGCUACACUCCAGAAAUGGCACUGAUGGAGGCGUCACGGUGCUUGCAGUGUAAGAAGCCUAUGUGUGUCAGGGGCUGUCCAGUACAAGUUCCAAUACCCCAGUUCAUUAAAAAGAUCACUGAGCGGGACUUCCUUGGAGCAUAUAAAAUCAUAAAGACUGCACAUAAUUGUCCGUCUGUUACUGGACGUGUCUGCCCUCAAGAGAACCAGUGCCAGUCUGCAGAGGGAAAUUACGGGUGUAUCCUUUGUCGUACUGGUAAAGAGCCUGUUGGCAUUGGGAAGCUAGAGCGGUUUGUUGCCGACUACGUGCGCGAAAACAAUUUGGAGGAUGAAUCACUUAAGGAUGGUAAAAAUAUGCCUGAGAUAGUUUUGUCCGGGUAUAAAGUUGCUAUAAUUGGCUCUGGCCCGACAGGUCUUGCAGCCGCCCGGGAGUGUGCACUUGCGGGUCAUUAUGUUACAAUCUUUGAGGCACUAGAUCAGCCUGGUGGUGUAUUAAAUUACGGAAUCCCUAAGUUCCGGUUGCCAAAGCAAAUAGUUGCUCACGAAAUAAAUAGUGUUAAGCGCUUGGGGCUCGUCGAUAUAAAGACAAAGACUGUCGUGGGGAAGGACGUCACUAUCCCACAACUCCAAAGCGAGGGGUACACUGCCAUAUUCAUCGGUACAGGUGUAGGAAUACCACGUAGCCUUGGCAUCCCUGGAGAAGACCUUCCAGGUGUCUUCACAGCAAACGAGUUUUUGAAGAGGUGUAACCUAGAAGACAACUGUGUAUUUCCAUUCAUUAGCAGAGCUGACAGUAACGAGCCACGCAAAAAGGUCGUGGUCAUUGGGUGUGGAAAUGUUGCAAUGGAUUGUGCUUCGUCUGCACGAAGGCUAGGAGCUGAUGUUGUAGUGGUAUAUCGUCGUCGUCUACAGGAUUCUCCUGCGCGUUUUGAGGAGAUCGAGAGUGCCGAAGCAGAAGGAGUCUACUUUGCUACCUUAAAUUCGCCCUUAGAAAUAAUCCCUAACGAUAGCCGUACCGGCAUAAAGGGACUAAGGUGCCAGGUUAACUCCUUCGAAGCAGGAGCUAUUGUGCCCUUGGAUGGAGAAUUUUCCUUUUUUGCCUGUAGUAUGAUUAUUGUUGCGGUAGGAUUUGGGCCUAAUAACAUUAUCGUGAAGACGACAGAAAAUUUGAAGAUAAAUGACAAAGGUCUUGUGAUUACUGAUGAGAACUUCGAGACUUCUGUCCCAGGUGUCUUUUGCGCAGGAGAUGUUCAGACUGGGGCUGCAACCGUCAUCAAGGCCCUUGGCAAUGGAAAGGUUGCAGGUCAAAGCAUGAACUUUUGGAUUGCACAGAAUCAUGCGACACUUCCUCGAGACAAUGAUCUCUUCGGAAAAGUAAUUAGCCCUGGUAUUUGUCCACCCGCAGAAAAAGUUGACAGGCCUCCACAGGAUGCUCUUUCUGUGUCUUCCUCUGCGACCUCACUUCUCCUCAACAGCGAUAUAGAGGAGACUCUGACCACUCACAUAUAG
Molecule: messenger RNA, 2733 nt
Organism: Giardia duodenalis
Lineage: Eukaryota; Fornicata; Diplomonadida; Hexamitidae
Product: Glutamate synthase
Exons: 1
Coding region: 1-2733 (910 amino acids)
Molecular function (GO): iron-sulfur cluster binding; oxidoreductase activity
Source: RefSeq, a predicted model, not a curated record